Exaiptasia diaphana is the source of this 3624-nucleotide messenger RNA. RefSeq names its product beta-2 adrenergic receptor-like. The record is from RefSeq and is a predicted model, not a curated record. Gene Ontology annotation, biological process: G protein-coupled receptor signaling pathway. The transcript has a single exon. Gene Ontology annotation, cellular component: membrane. Bases 1019 to 2080 code for a protein of 353 amino acids. NCBI's taxonomy places the organism in Eukaryota, Metazoa, Cnidaria, Anthozoa, Actiniaria, Aiptasiidae. Gene Ontology annotation, molecular function: G protein-coupled receptor activity.
GUCAUACCGUUAGAAUAUAUUGAUUCCUAGCUAAGAAAAAAUAUCCCCCGCAAAUCUAAAAAAACAACACAUGUUUAAUUGAAGUUUACGUGCAAAAUUAAGAUACAUCUUUCUUUGAAGUUCUCCAUUUGAGCAUAUUUGUUAUUUUUAGUUUUUAAAUAAUGAAAAAUUAUAAGUUCACCUGUUUUUCRUAUGGCAGCUACAUCAAGGUCAUUUAAUUGUACUACCACCUCGGAUUGCUAGUUGUUAGCGAUUGGUGAAACUCCCUUAAUUGAAUAAAUUGGCUUGAAAGAAAAUUGAAAAAACGUGUCACGAAAAUAAGUUAUUCUUUUAAAAUACCCGGAUAACUUUGCGUCCUACUACAAUCAUACAAUGUGUCAGCCUUUUGUAAUGAACAACGUAUUUAUGUAGAGUAGUUCUUGAAAAGCCUCGGGUUUCUUCGYGUAAUUUAAAUGAAUAAGGAGUGACAUUUAGUAGUUUUCGCAUUUUAAUGUCCUGUCAGCCAUUCAGCUGGAUUGUAAUGACGAACACAAUCUCGAACGUCUAAAAUAAGCUUAUCGUCUCCGUCAUUAAAGUUUGAGAAAUGAUGGUAAAUAAUACUGACAUUUAAAGCAUAUAGACGAAUAGGAGCCACUGUCUUGAAUGGCACUUGAUUAUAUACUACAUCAUCAGAGCACCGGAGAACAUCACAUUGCUUCGAAGUUUGAAAUUCCUACACCGUGUGCUUGAUUCAGCGAAUAUCCAAGCUAUCUUUAAAAUCUAGUUGAACUUAUCUCCGAGAGAGGAACAAAGCGAAUGCCAUUGGCCGACGCAUUGCUGUUAUCGUUAUAAAACGAGAAGGAUCUCGCGUGAAAAGAGCGGAGGUUUUUCGCGAAUGAUUCAAGAUACGAUCUGACCCAUAGCGUAUGGCCCUUGGGCUGGAUUAUCUUUUCAUUUUGGCCCGAUUAUAAAAAUAGAACAAAAUCUGGAUUUCUAGCAGAACGAUCCCUUACUCCUGGAGUUUGUUUUUGAAUUCAAAAUGCUCCAAAACAGUUCAUGGACGGAAAACCACACAGACGUGAAUACAUCGAGGAAAUAUUCCGAGGGGGUCGUUGCAUUCCUCAUCGCAAUCCACGUCUUCCUCAUGGGAACAACURUCUCUGGAAACGCUCUUAUUUGCGCUGCGGUUUAUAAAUUCCGAGCGCUUCGAACGCCGUCAAAUUUUAUACUCUCAAGUCUAGCAGCUUUGGACAUUGUUAUGGGGAUUGUCUUUCUAAACAGAGUGGUAAUUUUAGCUUUGGGAAAGCACUACGCUACGGCUUGUCAUGCUACAUCGGAACUGGCUUUCUCCGACACUUGUCUCAUUUUGCUUCAUUUGUGUCUGAUCUCGACRGAGAGACUACUGGCYAUCAAAUAUCCCUUGAGAUAUCCUUCGAUUAUUACCAAAUCUCGCGCUAUUAUAAUUCUGAUUUUCACUUGGAUUAUAGGAAUCAUUGGUACACUGGUAAUUCCUCACAUACAAGGGAGAGAAAUGGAGGGUUUUGCUGAAUUCCGUGAAGACUUCCACGUUUGCUCGGAUCCCAAUCACGWYGGCAGUAACUUUAACGUGCGAAAACCAUAUCCUAUAUUCGUAAUUUCGUUUUUCUUUUAUCUUCCAUUCACUAUUAUCGUAUUCAGCUAUGGUUACAUAUUUAAGGUGUCCUUAGAGCAAAGAAAAAGAGUCAAACGCGAAGCGAACUCCUUCAAGCGUAUUUCGACUCGCAGACGGAGAAAUAUUGAGCUGAAAGCCGUCAAAACUCUAGGUCUUGUGGUCGGUGUAUUUACAUUAUGUUUUGUCCCGAUAUUCACUGGACUUGUGCUACAGCAAUUUAUAAACAACCAAGUAGUUAUGGAUUUAAUACGAAUUUUUAGUUUGAUAGCAACGACGUCUUCGUCUAUUAACCCUAUAGUGUAUACUUGGGGGAAUAUGGAAUUCCGAAAAGCUUUUAAAAUUCUUUUGACGUUUAGACGUAAAGCCCCACUUGACGUUUCGGAAAAAGUAGCUUUUUCUACAACCGCAGGGCUUAUAACGAACGGUUCGUCUACGCCGUACAGAUUAUAACGUUCAAAUACGUAAAUACGCUACGAAUUUUGAAAGRAAAAGGAAAAGAGCUGAAGCACCUCACAGAUGCACAAACAAAUUUAAAAUGUGAAUGGAAAAGAAAAGGAGGAAAUAUCUGAAAUACUUUAUCUUCAAGGAUGGAUAAGACAUUGAAAGUUAUAACAAGAGAAAAUUAACAAACACAACAUAAUUUGGGUAAUAAKAAGAAACUAUCACAUCUGCAAUGAAUCCAUUUAAAAUAUGAUUCUGAAAUUAGUAUAAAUUUCAACGAAAUGAAAAAUGCGAGUUUCAAAGAACCUGGGGAGCCCAGGUAUUUCAAAAAGAAAUACUUUAUUUAAAAAAAUAAUUUAAAAGCUUAACGCCUGAAUAAGCUUAGUAUGUUUUUUAAUUGUAUAGAAAUGAGAUAUUUGGGAAUGUUAAUAGGAGAAAUGCCACGGGCUAAAGUGAGUGUACAGAUCUAAAUUAUCAAUAAUAAAAAAAAUCACCAUGAGCAGUUUUUUUUGCAAUUUUCCAAGAAAAAAAUGGAAAGUGAAUGGGGGAAUGAGAAUCGAUACAUGGUUGAAUAAAUGGGAAUUAAGAAUAUAAUAAGGAAAAGUAGAAKAAGGAGUUAACACGUGAAUUAAUAUACGUUUUUAAAAUUCAAAUUAUAAACAAACUUAACAAAUGAAAAUAUUCGUUAUGGAUCUGUUUUUCGCGAAAGUAUAUCCAAUCCAAAGAAUAUCGAAAAUCGCGGCUCAUUCGCUUCCUCUAUUUAUCAAAUAUGCUGUGUUUUAAGAUCGCGAGCCAAGAUUGCAAGGACACGAUUGCUAUUCAAUCUUAUACUUCAUAAUAGCCCAACCAUGAUCGCUCAGUUAGCAAUCUUUUUACUUAAAAACAACCGACUGUCUAAAGAAGACGCCGCAUCUWCUGUCYCCAAAACACAUUAUAUAUUUAAUCUGGAGUAAUGAGUUAGUUUAAAUUGUUAAUUUUAUCUUUUAUUGUUAAGUUUUCCAUCAGUCUGUCGGCUUUUUUUGCACUGUCUGUCUCCAUUUCAUACCUAAAUUGCAUUUUGGCUUCAGAAUACAGCCUAAGCUCUGCUAAAUAUCGCACUAGCGAUUGGAGGUAAUGAAGUACAGCUCUUAAAUCUGGUAAUAGAAUGUAAGUGUGAGUGUGCUAUGGAUUAAAAUGUGCAAUCAAAACAAGAAAUAAUGCGACUCGAGCGGCUCGAUUUCUAUUGAGAUACUUUCAUGGUUUUAACAYCGCAAUGGCGCCUUCGAAGUCGAAUAUUUUAAGUAUAUCCAGGCCUUGUCGCCUGCAAAUUGCGGGUUGAAGUAGCGUCUACUCGAGCACUUUUUCAUGUGGCAAUUUUUAUUUGAGCGCGUAAAUGAGCAAAAUUGACCAAUCUUUAUUUGACGCAUAAAAACUCGCAUGCCAUAAAUUUUCCAAUAAAUACAGUCUGCAUAUUAAAAAUUGGUCAAUUGUGCUCAUCAACGCAAGCAAAUAAAAAUUACAACAUAAAAAAUUGCGAAUGUAGACAUGGUUUAAGUCAUACGACUGGUGAUAAU